CGCUCUUAUGCACUCUGUCGCUGCUAAGCCGCCAUCUUGAAUACGAUGCACUGCCGAUAACUCGUCUACUGCGACGACGCGCGAUUUCGUGAAAUCCUUUUAGCGCGAAUGAAACACGCAAAGGAAACAGAUGCUUUGGUAUUUAACAUCUGUCGUUGGAACUUAACAAAUGCCCGCGGCGAUUUCGCGUCUGUGAAUUUCGCUCCCUCUCUCCUAUUGGUCCAGAAUUCAUUAGUUUUUUCGCAAUGCCCAACAGAGCCAUCUAUCGGUGGUUCUGGAAUGAGAUAAGAUUGACGACCCUGAGAUCUGGAGCACCCGUUUCGUUUCCGAAUAUAUACGAGACUGCAAACAAGGCGUUUUCAGGUUACUGCGCAUGCGGGAAAAAUCCCGUGAGUCGGCAGAAAGAGAAAGGUAGUAGUGGUUCGUUGCAGCUGGAAUUACUGAACAAAUUGUGGAAUUGGAACAGUGCUAAACAGUGUAAAAAUUAUUCCACAACAAUUGAAACCAGGGAUCAAGAGAUGACGGGCAUCAAAGAAAAGCCAUUUCGCCGACUUCCUAAUGAUGUUCGACCGUGUCACUAUGAUAUCACGUUGGUGCCGGACAUAACAAAUUUCAUCUUCCAUGGAACGGAAAAUGUGCAUAUUAAUGUACUCAAAUCUACUGAUACGAUUGUUUUAAAUUCAUUGGAAAUCAAUAUUAAAAGUGCAUAUUUUGUUAAUAACAAUGGAUAUACAAUUCCUGCAAAGAGUAUUGACAUAUCUUCAUCUGAAGAAACUGCUACUUUGGUAUUUGACGAUAAACUUCCAGUUGGAAAAGUUGUGAUUCUAAGUUUGGAAUUUGUAGGAGAAAUCAAUGACAAGAUGAAAGGUUUUUAUCGCAGUAAAUAUAUAAGGACUAAUGGUACGGUUGGUUAUACAGCAGUCACACAGUUUGAACCUACAGAUGCUAGACGUUGUUUUCCAUGUUGGGAUGAACCAGCUCAUAAAGCCACGUUUGACAUUACUUUAAAAGUACCAACUGGUGUUACAGCACUUUCAAAUAUGCCUAUCAAGGAAAGAACUGUUAGCGAAUCAAUCGAGAUAUUAACUUUUGAGAGAACUCCUCUUAUGUCGACCUAUCUGGUAGCUGUGGUAAUAGGAGAGUUUGAUUAUGUAGAGGACAGAUCAAGUGAUGGUGUACUUGUACGAGUUUAUACUCCAAAAUCCAAAAAAGAGCAAGGACAAUUUGCAUUAGAAGUGGCAACAAAGGUGUUGCCUUAUUAUAAAACAUACUUCGGUAUAGCGUAUCCGCUUCCGAAAAUCGACCUUAUUGCGAUUUCGGACUUUUCAUCAGGUGCCAUGGAAAAUUGGGGUUUAGUAACGUAUCGAGAAACUUGUCUCUUGGUAGAUCCACAAAAUACAUCUUCUGUUAGGAAACAAUGGAUCGCUUUAGUUGUAGCACAUGAAUUAGCUCAUCAAUGGUUUGGGAAUCUCGUCACUAUGGAAUGGUGGACGCAUCUGUGGUUAAACGAAGGAUACGCUUCAUUCGUAGAAUUCCUUUGCGUUGCACAUCUUUUCCCUGAAUACGAUAUUUGGACGCAAUUUGUAACAGAUACGCAUAUCAGAGCAUUGGAAUUAGAUGCAUUGAAGAAUAGUCAUCCUAUAGAAGUCCUAGUCGAGCAUCCAGCUGAAAUAGAUGAAAUUUUCGAUGAUAUAUCGUAUUAUAAAGGAGCAUGUGUUAUCAGAAUGCUGCAUUCUUAUAUAGGCGAUGACGAUUUCAGGAAGGGUAUGAAUUUGUACUUAAAAAGGCAUAGCUACUUUUAUGCAGAGACAGAAGAUCUUUGGGCUGCCUUGGAAGAGGCGAGCAAAAAAACUGUUCGAAGUGUUAUGUCUACGUGGACCAAACAACAAGGCUUUCCCAUUGUAAAAGUUGAAUAUCGACAAGAAGGUAACGACAGAAUUUUGUCUCUCUCUCAAGAAAGAUUUUUAGCAGACGGAUCUGUAGAUACGGACAACCAAACGUGGAUUGUACCAAUAAGUGUAAGCACUUCCAAACAACCCAAAGAAACUGUUCUUAGUGCAUUAAUGGAUGAGAAGACUAAAGAGUUUGUACUUAAGGACGUACCUGAAGGUACUUGGUUAAAGAUUAAUCCAGGAGCGAUCGGCUUUUACAGAACGCGCUAUAGUCCAGAAGCGAUGUCUCUAUUUUUGCCUGCCAUUAAAGAUCACACGUUACCUCCAUUAGACAGAUUAGGUCUUUUGGAUGAUCUUUUUGCUAUGGUUCAAGCUGGACAUGCUUCGACCGUAGAAGUACUUAGAUUCAUGCAAGCAUUUAAACACGAGGACAAUUAUACAGUAUGGUCUAGUAUAGUGAAUUGCAUAGGAAAGAUUAGUGUACUUUUAGCUCCUCUAGACUCUGCGGAUGCAUUCAAGGCAUUCGUUCGAAAUCUAAUGCGCGAUAUUAGCAAAAGAUUGGGAUGGGAUCCAAAGCCUAACGAAAGUCAUUUAGAUACGCUUCUCAGAUCUCUCAUAUUAGAUCGUAUGGCAGCUGCAAACGACGAGGAAACUAUACGACAAGCAACGAGGAGAUUCGCACUUCACAUGUCUGGCGUUAUGCCUCUUCCCGCAGACUUAAGAAGUCCGGUUUAUCGUGCUGUUCUCUCCGUAGGUGAUGCUUUUACCUAUGACACUAUGCUUAAUCUCUACGAAGAAUCGGAUCUUCAUGAAGAAAAAGAAAGAAUAUUGAAAGCGCUUGGUGCGAUCCGAUACGAAAAUUUAAUAGAAAGAACUAUUGAAUUCUCCAUGAGCGAGAAAGUAAGAGCACAGGAUACUGUUUUUGGCUUCAUGUCUGUUACAAUGACACAAUAUAAAGGCCGUGUUAUUGCCUGGAAAUUCUUUAAGGAACAUUGGAAAACUCUUCUCGAUCGUUAUGAGGGAGGUUUCUUACUCUCCAGGCUAGUCAAGUUAACGACCGAAAAUUUUGUCUCCGAAGAAUACGCCAAAGAUGUGGAAAACUUCUUUGAAAAUCACCCGAUGCCUGGAACAGAAAGAACGGUCCAACAAAGCAUCGAAUCUAUCAGAUUACACGCAGCGUGGCUUGCUAGAGAUAAAGACUCUAUAAAAGAAUUUUUAAGUACCGUAGUUUAGAAUAUCCUUGUUUUGAGUUUAUGAAUGUCGUCGGUAUUCUUGGCUUAGCAGAGAAUCGAUAAAAUCGUACCUUUCUUAAGAGUUAAGAAAUUAUUUAAAUCACGUAUAAAACGUUUUUAAUAACGUUUGACAUUAACAGGCAUAAGAUCGCGAUGAUCUAUUGUUUGUUCGUACCAUAGUUCGUCAUUCGAAGGAAAUAAUCGUUUUACUUAAGAACCAUCAUCGUUCAUUUAGUUUAGGGGAAGUUUUAUUGUCAGUAGCAUUUACACAACAAUCGUCGUUCGUUCGUUCGUUUAUCUUGCAUUUCACUUAGAACAUACGUACUUACCAAGAAUCAUGGAAUACGCGCAUCGGUAAUUUUGUGCCGCUUUUAUGUUAUAUGCGUAUUCACGAGUAUGAAAUUUCAUAUCAAAGAGAAAUGUAAUGUUACCGUUCCCCAAAACACAAUUGCAUUUUCGAGAUAAUUGAUUCGAUGAGUGAAAUUGAAAUAAUCGAAAUAAAAACUUUUACGCUUAUAAGUAAAACAAAAAAAAGAAAACAAAAAAAUA
Messenger RNA from Vespa crabro (European hornet), 3673 nucleotides. RefSeq names its product puromycin-sensitive aminopeptidase (gene Psa). Gene Ontology annotation, cellular component: cytoplasm. Bases 246 to 3125 code for a protein of 959 amino acids. The transcript has 5 exons. The record is from RefSeq and is a predicted model, not a curated record. Gene Ontology annotation, biological process: proteolysis; peptide catabolic process. Lineage: Eukaryota; Metazoa; Arthropoda; Insecta; Hymenoptera; Vespidae. Gene Ontology annotation, molecular function: metalloaminopeptidase activity; peptide binding; zinc ion binding.